UAAAUUUUACAACGCAGUCUAUGUAGGAAGAGUAAAAUCAUUUGCACUGAAGUACGAUAUCAUGAACCAGGAUCAUGUAGUGGAAGCCCCUCCCUUGUCUCCGUUCCCCAACAUUAAGCAACAGGCAGUGUCUCCUCGACGGAUCUCUCAACAGCACUCUGUUUAUGUUUCGCCUCACAAGAACGGUGCCUGCUUGACACCUCGAAGUGCACUCCUGUAUAAAUUCAAUGGGAGCCCUUCCAAGAGUUUGAAGGACAUCAACAACAUGAUAAAACAAGGUGAACACAGGAGUAAGAAGCGAGCAAUAACAAUUGAUAGUGACAAUGAAUCCCCUACAAAGCGACUCUGCCAGGAAAAUGAUGACGUUCUACUCAAACGUCUCCAGGAUGUUGUCAGUGAAAGAGCAAAUCAUUAAAACUGCCUGUUUCCUGUGGGAUCUAAAAGCUAUGGAGUUGGAUACAGCUAUUGCGCUAUUUAUUUCUUGCCUUUGUAUACAGACAACUGACACGUUU
Molecule: messenger RNA, 512 nt
Organism: Pterocles gutturalis (yellow-throated sandgrouse)
Lineage: Eukaryota; Metazoa; Chordata; Aves; Pterocliformes; Pteroclidae
Product: retinoblastoma-like protein 1
Exons: 3
Coding region: 62-415 (117 amino acids)
Biological process (GO): regulation of transcription by RNA polymerase II; negative regulation of G1/S transition of mitotic cell cycle; cell differentiation
Cellular component (GO): chromatin; transcription regulator complex
Molecular function (GO): RNA polymerase II transcription regulatory region sequence-specific DNA binding
Source: RefSeq, a predicted model, not a curated record